AUGAGAUUAUCAGCAGAUACGGUUAAAGCAUUGCAACUGGAUGCAUCUAACAUUAGAAAUAUCUGUAUUUUAGCGCAUGUUGAUCAUGGUAAGACAUCUUUAAGUGAUUCGCUUCUUGCUACAAAUGGGAUUAUCUCACAAAGAAUGGCUGGUAAAGUUAGAUAUUUGGAUUCUCGAGAAGAUGAGCAAUUGAGAGGUAUCACAAUGGAAGCUUCGGCGAUAUCGCUUUACUUCAAAGUCAUGCGUAGGAAAGAACUGAAGGAGGGUCAAACAGAACCUGAAACUGAAAUUAAAGAGCAUUUGAUCAAUUUGAUCGAUUCACCGGGUCAUAUUGACUUUUCGUCGGAAGUUUCUACUGCAUCGAGAUUGUGUGAUGGUGCUGUAGUGUUAGUUGAUGUUGUUGAGGGUGUUUGUUCUCAAACCAUCAACGUUUUGAGACAGUGUUGGGUUGAUUCAUUAAAGCCAAUCUUGGUUUUAAAUAAGAUUGACAGGUUAAUAACCGAAUGGAAAUUGACUCCUUUGGAGGCAUAUCAGCAUUUAUCAAGAGUUAUAGAGCAAGUUAAUUCUGUUAUUGGUUCAUUUUAUGCGGGAGAAAGGAUGGAAGACGAUAUGAUUUGGAGGGAAAAGGGUGCAAUUGGUGAGUUUGUUGAAAAGGAUGAUGAAGAUAUCUACUUUUCUCCUGAUAAAAAUAAUGUUAUAUUUUCGUCAGCUGUUGAUGGUUGGGCAUUUUCUAUCAAUACCUUUGCAAAAAUUUAUCUGGCGAAAUUAGGAUUUUCUCAUAGCGUUUUAUCGAAAACUCUAUGGGGAGAUUUUUAUCUUGACAUGAAAAACAAGAAGAUCAUUCCAGGUAAAAAACUUAAAACAACAAAUGCUUCAGCCAAGCCAUUAUUUGUGUCUUUGGUUUUAGAACAAAUAUGGGCUAUCUAUGAGCAUUGCAUCAUAGAGAGAAAUCAAGAAAAGCUUGAAAAAAUUAUUGAAAAAUUAGGAACCCAAGUAAACCCCAGAGAUUUGCGUUCAAAGGAAUAUAAAAAAUUAUUGAAUUUGAUUAUGUCGCAAUGGAUUCCGGUAAGUCAUGCCUUAUUGGGUGCUGUAAUAGACUCUAUUCCAAGUCCAAUUAUAGCGCAGCAGAAACGAAUAGGCAAGUUAUUGGACGAAUGUAUUUAUAAUGCGGUAGAUGAUACACAAGAAAAGUCUAGUUUGCUUGAUCCCGCAUUCGAACAUGCUAUGCUUAAUUGCGAUUCAUCUGAUGCAGAGAACCAUACUAUGGCGUAUGUUUCCAAAAUGAUUUCGAUUCCAGAAGCAGAUUUACCAAAAGAUAUUGCGUCAGGUUCUGUUUUAACAGCAGAUGAAAUCAUGGAAAGAGGAAGAAAGGCAAGAGAAUUAGCUAAAAAGGCUUCAGAAGCGGCGGCUGUUUUACAAGAUAGUAAAACGCAGGAUGAAUUUAGUUUACCUCAACAAACCAAGGAUCCAUUUGAAUGGGAAUUCGAAGAGGAUGAUUUCGAAGGAGAAGACACCGAUGAUGAUGAAAACCAAAGCACGCCAGAAACUCUCAUAGCAUUUACUCGUAUAUAUUCGGGGUCUUUAAGCAAAGGUCAAAAUAUCACCGUUGUUGGUCCGAAGUAUGAUCCUUCUAUACCCAAUGACCACGAAAAUAAUAAAGAUCAAAUAUCGUAUAAUAUUGAAAUUAAAGAUUUGUUUUUGAUCAUGGGAAAAGAGUUUGUUAAAAUGGAUAAGGUCCCCGCUGGUAAUAUUGUAGGAGUUGUUGGUCUUGAUUCAAUAGUGUUCAAAAAUGCAACCUUAUGUUCAGAGAUUAAGGACAAGCCUUAUGUUAAUUUAGCUUCUUCCUCAACAUUAAUUCACAACAAGCCAAUUAUGAAGGUCGCUGUUGAGCCUACGAAUCCAAGUAAAUUAGGUAAAUUGGAAAGAGGACUUGAAAUGCUCUCUAAAGCGGAUCCUAUAUUGGAAUGGUACGUUGACGAUGACUCGGGUGAAAUAAUUAUGUGUGUUGCAGGGGAACUUCAUUUAGAAAGAAGUUUGAAGGAUCUAGAAGAAAGGUUCGCUAAAGGAUGUGAAGUUAGUGUGAAAGAGCCUGUUAUUCCCUUCAGAGAAGGACUUGCAAUUCAUCAAGCUGAUAAGCGCGACGAUGAUGAUGAUGAAGAACUUACAUUAGAAGGGAUUGAUUUGGAUUUUGAAACCUUCCCAUUACCUACAGAAGUGACUAAGUUCUUAAUCGAUAACGAAUCUGAUAUCACUAAUAUGGUAAACGUCAAUCGUAAAACAGAUACAUCAUCAGACAACUUGUUGCAAUUUAAAGAUAAGCUUGUUGCUGCAUUCGAAGAAAGCGAUGAUGCUAACCGAAUUAAGCAAGAAACAGGAUUCAAACUGCUUGGAGAUCUUGUUGAGAGCAUCGUUUCAUUAGGUCCAAAGAGAGUGGGUCCUAAUAUUCUUAUUGAGAAUAAAGCCAAUAAUAACAAAAUGAGACGUUUAUUCAACAAAAGCACUGAUAAUACCAAAUUUGAAUACGAGAACAAUGUAUUGAAUGGAUUCCAACUUGCAAUGAACGAAGGACCUUUGGCAUCUGAAUGCAUGCAGGGUGUUUUAGUUGUACUUCGCAAGAGUGAAACAACCCAGGAUGCUAAUACUGAUGAAUCUAAAAUCUCCAAUCUUCCCGGGAGAGUUAUCACCUUUACUCGUGAUUUGAUUCAUCAAUCUUUCUUGCUGAAAGCACCUCGUUUAUUCUUGGCUAUGUACACAUGUGAUAUUCAGGCCUCAGCAGAAGUUUUGGGUAAGGUGUACGCUGUUGUUCAAAGAAGGGGUGGUUCCAUUAUAUCAGAAGAAAUGAAGGAAGGUACUCCAUUCUUCACCAUUGAAGCACGUAUCCCUGUGGUGGAAGCAUUUGGUUUCUCUGAAGAUAUAAGAAAAAAGACUUCUGGUGCUGCAAGUCCACAGUUAGUUUUCGACGGUUUUGAUAUGUUAGAUAUUGAUCCAUUUUGGAUUCCACAUACAGAAGAAGAGCUUGAAGAACUCGGUGAGUUUGCUGAAAGAGAAAACGUUGCGAGAAGAUACAUGAAUACAAUUAGAAGACGUAAAGGUUUGUUUGUUGAUGAAAAGGUCGUCAAGAAUGCGGAGAAACAAAGAACUUUGAAGAAGGAUUAG
Molecule: messenger RNA, 3156 nt
Organism: Debaryomyces fabryi
Lineage: Eukaryota; Fungi; Ascomycota; Pichiomycetes; Serinales; Debaryomycetaceae
Gene: RIA1
Product: GTPase
Exons: 1
Coding region: 1-3156 (1051 amino acids)
Biological process (GO): cytosolic ribosome assembly
Cellular component (GO): ribonucleoprotein complex; cytosol
Molecular function (GO): GTP binding; GTPase activity; ribosome binding
Source: RefSeq, a predicted model, not a curated record